Molecule: messenger RNA, 2070 nt
Organism: Centropristis striata (black sea bass)
Lineage: Eukaryota; Metazoa; Chordata; Actinopteri; Perciformes; Serranidae
Gene: cisd2
Product: CDGSH iron sulfur domain 2
Exons: 3
Coding region: 126-533 (135 amino acids)
Biological process (GO): regulation of autophagy; autophagy of mitochondrion
Cellular component (GO): intracellular membrane-bounded organelle; mitochondrial outer membrane
Molecular function (GO): 2 iron, 2 sulfur cluster binding
Source: RefSeq, a predicted model, not a curated record
UUGAUUCACGCUAGGAGUUUACGUACCGGUGACAAGCUGCGCUCAGAAAUGAACGCAAUGACAUAAACGAGCCCCAGGAACUACCCAAGUCAAACACAAAAACCUGCCACACUGAGAAAUUCAACAUGGUUUUAGAAACUAUUUCACGGAUAAUAAAAGUCCAGCUUCCAGCCUACCUCAAGAAGCUUCCGCUUCCGGAGACAAUCGGCGGUUUUGCGAGGUUAACAGUGUCUGAGUGGCUCAGGCUGCUGCCUCUCCUGGGUAUCCUGGCUUUGCUGGGCUAUCUCACCAUUCGCCCAUUCCUGCCCAAGAAGAAGAAGCAGAGAGACAGCCUGAUCAACCUGAAGAUCCAGAAAGAGAACCCAAAAGUGGUCAAUGAGAUUGACAUCGAGGACCUGAACAGCACAAAUGUGUGUUACUGUCGCUGCUGGCGCUCCAAAACUUUUCCUGUUUGUGACAAGUCACACUUAAAGCACAAUGAGCUAACUGGAGACAACGUUGGACCGCUCAUACUCAAAAAGAAGAUACUAUAAUUGGCCACUGAUGGGAGUUUCCCUCUCACCUCCCCAGUCUUUGGUUUUCAUUUCUUAACAGCUUGUUGUUUGUCUGUUUUUUUUGUCAUGAUCUCGCCUUAGUGUCAUUUUGAUGUUUCUCAGAAAUGUAGACCAUCAGAGUCUUCACUUGAAGUGGUCCUAAUACUCCUAAAAAAUACAGAAUUCCAUAUUCUGUGUGAAAACUGCAUUUUAGGUUUUUUACAUGCAGUUACGAAGCUUUUUCUUAUAUUUUAUGUGCUUUUGUUUUUUGUUUACUUUUGUGUAACAGAGCAGCCUUUUUAUGACCGUAAUUAAAGUUUAUCACAUGUCAGUCUUUUUUGGAAUAAAUCACACAUCAUUGGGACCACUUUGAGAGGAAAACUUGAAACAUAAAUGCAGUGACUUUAUAAUGACUUUAAAUAAUCUGAACCCAUCAGGGUCAAAGUUAUUUCCCAGUCAAAUGGUUGUUUAAAUGAAAAACGUAAUACCAGUCCAACCAGAUAUCAACACUUUGUACUGUAUGCCUCAUUUUGGACAAUUCUUUGGUGUUUUUUAAGAACCAACCUUUUGUCUGUGUGCCAAAUAUAAAAUACUGUUCACUCUUUCAAGAUGUGAUAUAUUGUCUUAUAAGUUAUUGUUUGUGUGUAAGGCUACUUGUUAUUCUUCAAAUGUAUUUUGUUCAUAGCCUUUAAACACUUGAGUUUUACAUUUUGUAUUCAGCUGUGAUGCCUUUCAAACAUUUCAAACCACUGCAUUUGCGUAAUAAUAUCCAGUUAUACACUUAACCUCACUACCGUGUUGAGGUUUCAGAAGCAACUUCUGCAGCACAAGAACUGUGCUGUAUUCUGCUUUUUUCUAGCUUCUGGUUUGUCAUAAUGGCUGUAUAUAGUUGACCUCCUGCUGGAAUAUUCCUUAAUCAGCAAGAUUUUAUACACAAAUGGCUUGUAUUGUCACAUCUGUAGUUCCACGAUGAUGCUGAUGAAUGGCUGUGUAUAUGAACCUUUGUAAGAUGAUGGCUUGAAUUGAUUCAUUCUGUGUGCAAUUUGUAAAAUGUAAAAAAAAAAAGAAUAGUCAGGAUGUUAAACUCAACAGUUUUUGGCAAACAGAACUGUAGCUUCAUUCCCUUCUUUCACUAUAACUGGGAAACACUCCGUGUCACCUUGAGCUUUUAGAAAUGAAUGAUGAGGUAACUGAGUACAUAACUUUCUAAUCAUCUGCCACUCAUUUGUUAUUCAUACGAGUGCAUUUUUUGGCACUUCUGUCAAUACAGCCUCUAAAAGGGAAGAAAAUGAAACCAAUGGCAUCAAGUGUCCUCAUGCUCAUGCAAUGCAACAAGACUUAAGUCGCUGGUGAAUAUGAGGCUGCAGAGUGAUCCUCUAUGCUAAAUGCUAACUUUAGCAUUCUAACAAACUGAUGUUUAGCAGGUAAAACAUUUAUCCUACUAGGACUAAUAGUAAAGUUUACUCUGUACUGCCUUUCUGCUGUAGCACUGAACUGAACUCAAAAGGCACCAAUAAAAAAGUGAGUUACAUUUAAA